AUGCUCGAAUGUCUGCAAAUCGUCUUGAACAAAAACCAAAGCCGCCGCUAUGCCGCCGGCGAUAGGGUCGCCGGACAUAUCUUGGUCGACACCGGCACAUGCAUCGAGAGCGACACGAGCAUCGCCAUCUCCUUCACUGGGCUUGCCUGUACACAGUACCAAGCGCCCGGGGGGAGCAAUCAUCAGAUCAACACUACAACCCUUUUCCAACGAAGCAAGAUACUGUACACGUUCCCGUUCCGAGCUGAUCCCGGCCAGUACAAGUGGCAUUUCGAGUUUUGCUUUCCAUCGCACUGCGACCGCCAAAUACAAAAAAACGACAACGGCUUGCCGGAGAACGAAGUGUUUCCCCAAGGUUAUGCCUGUGACCCCCUGCCACCAAGUCUGGCCGAAUCCGCUGGGUAUAAAACGGGUUACAAGGCGGACGUGGACUACGAGCUCGAGGCAAGCGUCCAGUAUCCAGACUGGGCCACCACAAACAGCUCUCGGGUGACAGCAAACCUCUCCCUGGUGUACGUUCCAUCGCACGACGGCCCAGAGCCAUACUACCGGUACUGGCUGCAAGAGCAGAAAUUCCUCGGGUCUAAUAAUUCCUCCUCGAUCCCGGGCGAUGGGUCGGCCUUCCAAGCCAGGGUGACAUUCCCUACUGUCUACGUCCACGGCCAGUGGCUUCUCGUUUACUUGAGCAUCGUUCACGACGCUCGGCAGAGACACCAAGCGCAGGUCUACCUGACCAGCAUGUUUGUUACUGUUAUCGCCAAAACCGAGAUCUGGGUCGACGGACAGAGGCGUGAGUUCCGCACCGAGACCGACGCACUACGAGCUCCGAACCUGAGGCUUCCAGUUUCGAAAUCCGACCUCACGCACAGGCUCAUUCAAGACCCGUGGGGGACCGCCGUGAGGGGCGAUGGGUUGCCGCCGCAAGAGGGAGUGCCCAUCUUUGGCCGCAACGCUGGUGGCUUAAAGGUCCCCUCGCAAGUGUGUCCCGACGUGCGCAUACCGAAUAUCACCGUAACCCACAAGCUCCGCAUCAGGGCGACUUUAUCUUUCGGCGACAAGCGGUUCAAGUUCGAAAAGACGGGCGAUUUGGAAAUUCUCGCCCCCAUGGACCGGAAGGAAAACGGUCCUCCUGCUAUCGCCCCUCCCCCGAGCCCGGAUAUAACGCCGUCGUUUGCGAUGCAAGAGACCGAGGUCAAGAUGAGUCACCGAAAGUACGAAGCGCCUAGGCACGGCUCCCUCGCCUACUUGCCGCGCAAGCGUGCCGCCCGUCACCGUGGAAAGGUCAAGAGCUUCCCCAAGGAUGACCCCAAGAAGCCCGUCCACCUGACGGCCACCAUGGGCUACAAGGCCGGUAUGACCACCAUCGUCCGUGACCUCGACCGUCCUGGUGCCAAGAUGCACAAGAAGGAAGUUGUCGAGGCCGUCAGUGUCAUCGAAUCCCCUCCUCUUGUUGCCGUUGGUAUCGUUGGUUACAUUGAGACUCCUCGCGGUCUCCGAUCCCUCACCACUGUCUGGGCUGAGCAUCUGAGCGACGAGCUGAAGCGCCGCUUCUACAAGAACUGGUACAAGAGCAAGAAGAAGGCCUUCACCCGCUACUCCAAGAAGAGCACCGAGGCCGGCGGAGCCUCAGUCACCCGCGAGCUCGAGCGCAUCAAGAAGUACUGCACUGUCGUCCGUGUGCUCGCCCACACUCAGAUCCGCAAGACGCCUCUCAAGCAGAAGAAGGCCCACUUGAUGGAAAUCCAGGUCAACGGUGGUGCCGUUGCCGACAAGGUCGAGUUCGCCCACGGCCUCUUCGAGAAGACCUUUGGCGUCGACAGCAUCUUCGAGCAGAACGAGGUCAUCGAUGUCAUCGGUGUCACCCGCGGUCACGGUUUCAACGGUGUCACCUCCCGUUGGGGCACCAAGAAGCUUCCUCGCAAGACGCACAAGGGUCUCCGCAAGGUCGCUUGUAUCGGUGCCUGGCACCCUAACCACGUGCAAUGGACUGUUGCGCGUGCCGGUCAGAUGGGUUACCACCACCGUACGUCGGUCAACCACAAGAUCUACCGCAUUGGCAAGGGCGACGACGAGGGCAACGCCUCGACCGAGUUUGACGUUUCCAAGAAGACCAUCACUCCUCUCGGUGGUUUCGUCCGCUACGGCGAGGUCAAGAACGAUUUUGUCAUCGUCAAGGGCUCCGUUCCUGGUACCAAGAAGCGUGUGCUGACCCUCCGCAAGACCUUGUACCCCCAGGUCAGCCGAAAGGCGCUCGAGAAGAUCGACCUCAAGUGGAUCGACACGUCCUCCAAGUUCGGCCACGGUGCCUACCAGACACCCGCCGAGAAGCGUGCGUUCUUGGGUACGCUCAAGAAGGACCUGGUCACCACUGUUUAA
Messenger RNA from Talaromyces rugulosus, 2376 nucleotides. RefSeq lists its product as uncharacterized. The transcript is spliced from 7 exons. The record is from RefSeq and is a predicted model, not a curated record. Gene Ontology annotation, cellular component: cytosolic large ribosomal subunit; ribosome. Gene Ontology annotation, molecular function: structural constituent of ribosome; RNA binding. Gene Ontology annotation, biological process: translation; ribosomal large subunit assembly. Bases 1 to 2376 code for a protein of 791 amino acids. Lineage: Eukaryota; Fungi; Ascomycota; Eurotiomycetes; Eurotiales; Trichocomaceae.